AUUAAAAAAAAAUAUAUAUAUUUUUGUCGCAAUUUCUACGGGCCAAAAUUUAGGGAUUGUUUUGGCGUAUAGAAUCCCGGAAUGUAAAAAGUUGAAAACCCCCAAAAUUCGGUCACUUUAGAUCAGGGUCUCUCGCGAGACAAAUCCAUCCAUCCACACAUUUCAAACCCUAGCAGUCUCUCCUUUUUCUCCGACUUUCCUCCGACAUGGCUUCACGGAGGCUGGCGGCCUCUCUCCUCCGUUCAUCACUCCACCGAUCUCCAUCAAGAUCUCCAUUUACUCACUCCAGCAGAGCCGCACGCACGCGCUCCCAGUCUCACCCUUCCCCUACUGGUUACUUCCUCAACCGAGCAGUCAACUAUGCUACAUCCGCCGGCGCUGCUUCAUCUCAGCCACCCGCCACUUAUACUGUUCAGGGAUCUACUGAUGGAAAGAUCACUGAUGAGUUCACCGGCGCCGGCUCCAUCGGACAGGUGUGUCAGGUGAUUGGUGCCGUCGUUGAUGUGAGGUUCAGCGAGGGAUUGCCUCCGAUCCUUACCGCUUUGGAGGUUUUGGAUAAUUCGAUCAGGUUAGUCUUGGAAGUAGCGCAGCAUUUGGGGGAGAAUAUGGUGAGGACUAUUGCUAUGGAUGGUACUGAAGGGCUUGUGAGAGGUCAGCGAGUGCUCAACACCGGAUCUCCAAUCACUGUACCUGUUGGCAGAGCCACUCUCGGUCGUAUCAUUAAUGUUAUCGGAGAGCCUAUUGAUCACAGAGGCGAUAUCAAAACCGAUCAUUAUCUACCUAUUCAUAGAGAAGCCCCAGCUUUUGUAGAGCAGGCAACUGAACAACAAAUCCUUGUCACCGGAAUCAAGGUUGUCGAUCUUCUUGCACCAUAUCAAAGAGGAGGAAAGAUUGGUCUCUUUGGUGGUGCUGGAGUAGGAAAAACUGUUCUCAUCAUGGAGCUUAUUAACAAUGUUGCCAAAGCCCAUGGUGGUUUCUCUGUCUUUGCUGGUGUUGGAGAACGUACCCGUGAGGGUAAUGAUCUUUACAGAGAAAUGAUGGAAAGUGGUGUCAUCAAGCUAGGUGACAAGCAGAGUGAGAGCAAAUGUGCUCUUGUGUAUGGUCAAAUGAACGAGCCUCCAGGUGCCCGUGCUCGUGUUGGGCUGACCGGACUGACCGUUGCUGAACACUUCAGAGAUGCUGAAGGUCAAGAUGUGCUUCUCUUUAUUGACAACAUUUUCCGUUUCACACAGGCUAACUCCGAGGUGUCUGCUUUACUUGGGCGUAUUCCAUCUGCUGUGGGUUAUCAACCAACAUUGGCAACCGAUCUUGGAGGGCUUCAAGAACGUAUCACAACCACCAAAAAGGGUUCCAUUACAUCUGUCCAAGCCAUUUAUGUCCCUGCUGAUGAUUUGACAGAUCCUGCUCCUGCCACAACCUUUGCCCAUUUGGAUGCUACCACUGUGUUAUCCAGACAGAUUUCUGAGCUUGGGAUUUACCCUGCUGUUGAUCCGCUUGAUUCAACAUCGCGAAUGUUGUCACCGCAUAUUUUGGGAGAGGAUCAUUACAACACAGCUCGUGGUGUACAGAAGGUUCUUCAGAACUACAAGAAUCUUCAAGAUAUUAUUGCAAUUCUUGGAAUGGAUGAGCUUAGUGAAGAUGACAAGUUGACUGUUGCACGUGCUCGCAAGAUUCAAAGGUUUUUGAGUCAGCCUUUCCAUGUUGCUGAGGUUUUCACUGGUGCCCCUGGUAAAUAUGUUGAGUUGAAAGAAAGCAUUGCUAGUUUCCAGGGAGUGUUGGAUGGGAAGUAUGAUGAUUUAUCAGAACAAUCGUUUUACAUGGUUGGUGGAAUUGAAGAGGUUAUUGCUAAGGCUGAGAAGAUUGCAAAGGAAAAUGCUUAAGAGGACACUAAUGGAUUCGAAUGUUUUGCUUGCUAUAAUUUGGACAAAAUUGAAUAAUUACUGUUUUGUUAAGUU
Messenger RNA from Lactuca saligna, 1955 nucleotides. NCBI's taxonomy places the organism in Eukaryota, Viridiplantae, Streptophyta, Magnoliopsida, Asterales, Asteraceae. The record is from the annotation of a GenBank genome assembly.